AUGACAUUAAAUCAUGUCUUCUUUUUUCAUUGUCACCUCUUUGUUUCCUACUCCCUAAAAAAGCUGUACUUUACAUUCACUGCACACCUUUAUAAAUUAAACAAUCUCCUCUCCCACUCUCUCUUUUUCUUCCACCCCCUCCCUUUUUCUUUCUCCCUCUCCCUCUUUCCACUCCCCCUCCCUCUUUCUCUCUCUCUCCUUCCCUCUUUCUCUCUCUCUCCUUCCCUCUUUCCCCUUUCUCUCUCUCUCUCUCUCCCCCUCUUUCCCCUUUCUCUCUCUCUCUCUCUUUUUCCUCUUUCCCCUUUCUCUCUCUCUCUCUCCUCCCCUCUUUCCCCUUUCUCUCUCUCUCUCCCUUCCCUCUUUCCCCUUUCUCUCUCUCUCUCCUUCCCUCUUUCCCCUUUCUCUCUCUCUCUCUCCUUCCCUCUUUCCCCUUUCUCUCUCUCUCUCCCUUCCCUCUUUCCCCUUUCUCUCUCUCUCUCUCCUUCCCUCUUUCCCCUUUCUCUCUCUCUCUCUCCAUCCCUCUUUCCCCUUUCUCUCUCUCUCUCUCUUUUCCCUCUUUCCCAUUCUCUCUCUCUCUCUCUCUUUCCCUCCUUUUCCCAUUCUCUCUCUCUCUCUUUCCCUCCUUUUCCCAUUCUCUCUCUCUCUCUCUUUCCCUCUUUCCCCUUUCUCUCUCUCUCUCUCCCCCUCUUUCCCUUUUCUCUCUCUCUCUCCUUCCCUCUUUCCCCUUUCUCUCUCUCUCUCUCUUCCCUCUUUCCCCUUUCUCUCUCUCUCUCUCUUUCCCUCUUUCCCCUUUCUCUCUCUCUCUCUCCUUCUCUUUCCCCUUUCUCUCUCUCUCUCCUUCUCUUUCCCCUUUCUCUCUCUCUCUCUUUUCCUCUUUCCCCUUUCUCUCUCUCUCUCUUUCCUCUUUCCCUUUUCUCUCUCUCUCUCUCUUCCCUCUUUCCCCUUUCUCUCUCUCUCUCUCUCCUUCCCUCUUUCCCCUUUCUCUCUCUCUCUCUCUCCCUUCCCUCUUUCCCCUCUCUCUCUCUCUCUCUCUCCCUUCCCUCUUUCCCCUUUCUCUCUGUCUCUCUCUCUCUCUCCUUCCCUCUUUCCCCUUUCUCUCUCUCUCUCUCCUUCCCUCUUUCUCUCGCUCUGUCUCUCUCUCUCUCCUUCCCUCUUUCUCUCUCUCUGUCUCUCUCUCUCUCUCCUUCCCUCUUUCCCCUUUCUCUCUCACUUAAAGUACUUCGACCUUAUGAAGAACAAAAAGAUUGCCCAGUCCUGCAAAUUCAUUCUUUACUUGUUCACCUUGGCUUACUGUGUGUGUGUCUGCAUUUUAUUGACCAACUCAUUGCCAAUCCUCCUCACCAUGGCAGGGAGAAUGAACCAUGUGACACGUGUACAGAAACAGAGUCCAUUUUAAGUAGUAGAAGAGGUCCACCUCGCAUCAACGGGCAUGCUAAACAUGACCGACACAGAGACCCUCGACAGAUCUAUGAAUCUACGUCCAUGCUUAGCAGUGAUUUGGAAUCUACAAGUUUCUUUGAUUCUGAAGAUGAUAGCAGGUUUUCAACAGUCACUGAUACAACAGCAAGGUCUUCAAAGUAUGGCCGACACAAAAGGAGACGAAAAAGACACAGACUUCCUCCACUUAGCAAGACGUCUUCCUUCAGCAGUAUCACAGAUUCAACAAUGUCACUGAACAUAAUCACUGUUACGUUAAACAUGGAUCAUUCUAACCGACAGCAUGGAACUCACCUGCACACGGUGAACUUUUUGGGUAUCAGCAUCGUUGGUCAAAGCAACAAAGGUGGUGAUGGAGGCAUUUAUGUUGGCUCCAUCAUGAAAGGUGGUGCUGUGGCUCAAGAUGGCCGUAUUGAGCCAGGAGAUAUGAUACUGGAGGUGAAUGGUAUUAGUUUUGAAAACAUGAGUAAUGAUGAUGCUGUCAGAACUCUACGUGAAGCUGUCCAAAAACCUGGGCCCAUCACACUAGUCGUUGCCAAAUGCUGGGACCCAAACCCAAAGGGCUACUUCACUGUACCUCGCCAAGAACCUGUGCGUCCAAUAGAUCCAUCAGCUUGGGUGGCACACACCACAGCUAUGCGUGCAGAAUAUAUGGGGCGUGGAGCACCAGUCAGUUCUUCACUUAGUACCAUGACAUCUACCAGUUCGUCCUUAACUAGUUCAAUACCAGAAUCAGAAAGGUUUGACGAUUUAAAUUUGACUGUAAAUACAGAUAUGGAAUCCGUUGUAAAGGCAAUGGCUCAAGCUGAUUCCGGCCUUGAAAUCAGGGAUAGAAUGUGGUUAAAAAUAACUAUACCAAAUGCAUUUAUAGGUGCUGAUUUAGUUGAUUGGCUGUUUGCUCAUGUAGAAGGCUUUACUGAUCGUCGAGAUGCCAGGAAAUAUGCAUGUAAUUUACUCAAAGUGGGUUACAUUCGACAUACAGUCAACAAAAUCACAUUUUCUGAACAAUGUUAUUAUGUAUUUGGAAACCUGUGUGGAAAUUUCUCUUCUCUCAGUUUGGAAGACGUGGACUCUGUCUCUGAAGCUGAUCGGGACACGUUAGCUCCUUUGCCUCCACCAACCUGGAACAACCAGUACCCUUAUAGUAGUUCCAGUUACUUGCCUCAGAACCUCAGCUACGUCCCGCCAUACUGCUACACCAGCACUGAUACUACCAGCUACGUGGGCAGCUUCGUCGAUGGUUGCGGACCGCCCAGCGCUGCUAGUGGUGCCGGUGCUGGUGCCGGUGGCAGUGCAGGUGGAGGUGGAGGUGGUAAUGGAAGUGCAGGCAGUGUACAUAGUGGCUCAGCAAAAGACUGCACAUGUCUAACUAGCACUUACAAUCAUUUGCGCAAGCUUUGGGAGAAUAAGGAUAAGCAAACUUCGCAUCAUCCCAAUUGCCCAGGGACGAUUCAGACAGGCACCACCCAGCAUGUUGACAGGGAGCAUGUCUGCAGGGCAAACUCUGCAUGUAGUUGUUCGGGAAGCAGUGCAUCUGGUAGUAGUGAAAAGAAAAAGGAAAAGGAGAAAUCUGAACGAAAAUCUGCCAGCCCUGCAGGUAGUGGAAGCAGCGACACAGAUACGGGCAGCCUAGCCAGUGCCCGACGAGGGGCCCCCAGUGAGCGCAGCUUACCUCCAAUGCCACGCGAACUUGGACAGAUGCCCCCAGACCUCUCUGGAAGCCGACAGUCUUUCAGAAUGGCCAUGGGGAAUCCAUGUUCACCUUGGGGCUGGCUCUGA
Acanthosepion pharaonis is the source of this 3216-nucleotide messenger RNA. The record is from the annotation of a GenBank genome assembly. NCBI's taxonomy places the organism in Eukaryota, Metazoa, Mollusca, Cephalopoda, Sepiida, Sepiidae.